UGUAGCUUUGAAUCUUUCAUGCAUGUUUGAGGAAUCCUUCAAUCUCCUGUGGCAACCAUUCAGCUGUGCAAAAUGUCUGGGUGGACCUAGAGCUGCAUUUGAGACACAGCUCCUCCUUGGAGCUGCAGUUUCCAAGCUUCUGACUCCCCAACUCAGUUCCUUCAGACUAACUAGCAGGAAUUAGCAAACACCUGGUGGAACUGAAAAACUGCUGGGCUCAUUAUAAAAGCUACUUCUCAGUACAACACUGGUGAAAACAUUGUUAAAGGGUCAGUUGAGGAGCAAUGUUGUAAUGACCUUCUAUAAGCAUAGUUUCUCAAGGACUUUUUAAAGACUGACGCCCAAUUUAAUGGUUAAAUUAAGAAGUAAAACAAGGCAUAUUUUAUAUACAUAGCAUUUCCAUAACAACUGAAGUUAACAUAGUUACUUGAUUACGCUUUGUGCCUGGAAAACACAUAAUGGUGCCCCUUUAAGUUAUGUUUGAUAUGCACAGCACUUUUAUAACCAUUGAAGGUGACAGCUACUUGAUUGAGCUAUAAAAUACAAGUGUGUACCUGGAACAUGAAAGAAGUUCAAGUGUUUUAAUAGGUUCAGGAGUCUGACUCAGAUAAACAUCCCAAAGUGUCCUGAAACCAUUGUGCACCUUUCUGCAUCAUCCAGUGGAACUGGUUGAUGCAGUUCCACUUGUUGGAACUGCAAUUGGACUUUGUAGUGCAAUUUUGGAUUUUAUAGUGCUAUUUAGUGCCAUGUUGUGAUAGCACUACAAAAUCCAAAGUAUUUUGGAUUUUCUCUGAUGUUCAGUUUGCUAACAAAUCUAUAAGGACCGUCAGACAUGCAUGAUGAAUAUAUUGUCAACCUUUCCCAACAGAUUCAUGCUAAUAUUGAAAAUUCAUGGAACGAGGAGGAAGUGUGGCGGGUAGAGAUGUACGUUUCCUUUGGGAUCAUGAGCUUUGGGCUCAUGUCCCUCCUGGCCAUCACCUCCAUUCCUUCUAUCAGCAACUCUCUCAACUGGCGGGAAUUCAGCUUCAUCCAGACCACUCUGGGUUACAUCGCCCUUCUCAUUGCUACUAUUCAUGGCCUACUGUUUGGCUGGAGACGGGCGUUGGAUGAGGAUGCCUACCGCUUUUACCUACCCCCCAGCUUUGUGGUGUCCCUAGCUCUGCCUGUCUGUGUCAUACUGGGAAAGGUGCUAAUGUUGCUUCCCUGUGUAGGUCACAAGCUUCACCAGAUUCGCAAGGGUCUGGACACCAGUCCCUGCAAAGCCCGGCGCCUGGAGCCAGUUGGCUCAGCAGCAAACAUUUCACCAGAGAGAGUUACCAUUAUGUGAUUUACUCCAGUUUUUUGCUCAUUGAUGUGACUAAGCACUUUGUGGUUUUAACUCUAUGAACAUACCAACAUACCACUGUCUUUCUCUCAGCAGUUUGGCUGAUUUGUGUGCUGUGUACAUGUGACCAUGUUAGGUUUUCUCCAAGUAAAGCUGUAGCACUGAAUAACCUUACUGUCAGUAUAAAAAGUCUUCCUCUAGUGUUUUAUGAACACAAUGCUUUCAUUCUUUUAUACUUUUAUUUGAAAUUUUAUACCAGUUGGUUAAAUUCUUGUUCUCCUAAGUCUGGUAAAUCAUCUUUGUGCCUGAAUGUUUCCUAAUCUCCAAGAGAAGUUCUGUCAUUAUUAUGUAGUAGAAAUAAAAACAAUGAUUCAGCAGUUAGUGAAUGCUUUAAACUAAUAACAGUCCCAGUGACUCAUUGAGCCAUUCAUGUCCACUGAGGUUGGACCUGAGAAGGAAGAUGAAGUGGAGCCUGUCCUUUGAAAAUCUUGCAUACAUUCAUGAUUCUCUUCAAAUCCUUUCCCACCUGUAAUGUGACGGAUAUCCUGUACAGCUCGCUGAAAAACAAACCGUUUGGCUUGGUUGUUCGAAGGAAAUGCUAAAAAUAAAAUAUAGCAAUGACCUGGUCGAAUAAGAGUAUACAUUCUGAAAGUAUGGAAUUCUAAAACCGUUCAGUUUUGGGGUUAAAGGUCACUCCACUCUUGCACCUCAAUAUGAAGGUUCUACACAUGGAAUCCUCACUUGAGUUACAGUUUAUGUUACUGCUCUUCUUUUGAUGGAUCUCAACCAGUGACAUGCCAUCAUGGAAAGCAGGAGGCUCUGCCUCACCUGUCAUCAUGGAAAAAUAAUAUAUAAUAUCAUUUAUAUUGCUAUAUUCACCCUGUGGUUUACACUAUAAAGUAUUUAUAUUUCAUUUAGCUUAACUAAUUUUGAUUAUAUUUUUCUUCAUAAUUGCUGAAUUUUUGCAAUUUUCCAUUCAAAUGCAGCUGGUGAGGCAGCAGGAAGCUGAGCCUCACCUUGGAUUGUACAACCUCUCGCUAACUGCGCUGGCUGCCACUCGAUGAGAGCAUGCUCCUCCUGUCUGUAUGUUGCCAAUAAAAUGGUUGAAAACAUU
This is a messenger RNA of Poecilia latipinna (sailfin molly), 2438 nucleotides long. RefSeq names its product metalloreductase STEAP2-like. Gene Ontology annotation, cellular component: endosome; plasma membrane. The coding region runs from base 833 to 1327 and encodes 164 amino acids. Gene Ontology annotation, molecular function: cupric reductase (NADH) activity; ferric-chelate reductase (NADPH) activity. NCBI's taxonomy places the organism in Eukaryota, Metazoa, Chordata, Actinopteri, Cyprinodontiformes, Poeciliidae. Gene Ontology annotation, biological process: copper ion import. The record is from RefSeq and is a predicted model, not a curated record. The transcript has 2 exons.